GCCACUGGAUCACCCAUUUUCUUAUCCUUGGGUUUAUUUAUAGCGUUCGAUUUUUAUUCGUUUAUUUAUUUUUUUUGUCGCAUUUCAUUUUGUCAAUUGCGACUUUAACAUUUUUAUGAAAAAUAAAACCAAACUCGACCUUCAACCGGAUUGAGGUUUAAUAUAGGCAGGCAAAUUUUAUACAGCCUUGCGAGCUAGCAAAAAAGUUAGCCUACCGCGAGAUCGCGUCUCGAGACCAACCGGCUAGCUGCAUUUAAUAAGAAGCCAGAAGAUGGUGGAGUCAUCAUCAGAGUUCACCUUUUCUCUGGAGAACCUGUUCUUUGACAGACCAGUGGUCCAGAAAGUGAAGCCGUUAUGUCAGGAGCAGAGCGCGUGGAAGCUAGAUGCCGCGCCUGAAAUUUCAACAAUCCCGGCAACUCAGGAGCUCCAGAAAGAGGCAGAAAGCCUGGCUUCUACCGCUUGCUUUCAGAGGCCAAAGAAGUUUCUACCCUCUUUCCGAAGACCCGGCGUCACCGUAGCACACAGCAUCCAAAGUCAGGUGAUGAGUGAAGACCAAGACCAAGUCUGGAGUCCUGAAAUAUCUGUGUCUGGGUUCCGUCCUAAUCUCAGUAGCCACCAGGACGUCCCUGACGCACCGCAGAACCCGGGAGGAAGAAGAUUUUUUCGUCCCACUGGCAAUCAACUCAAAACUCGGUUAUUUAAUCCUCCCAUGAGGAAGCGCCACGGUGUUUCCUUUUCAGCAACGACGCAUCACAGCAUCGAAUCGGACCCUUCGGAUGCUGCGGUCGCUAUGGCGACAGAGCGUCCUCCCCUGCCCCCUGUCGAAGCUGCUUCCUGUAGCUCCAUCGGGGAGGUCAAAAAGAAGGAGGGACGCAACAAUCAACAACAGAACUGCUCUGUCGUUCGCCCUUUUUCUCCCAAACCUCUUCAGAUACAAGGCACAUCAGGACCAGGGAUCCUCCGCCCCGUGUCUGAAAUCCCGCUAAAGUUCAGGAGCAUCUUUAACGACUUCCCCUACUUCAACUACGUGCAGUCUAAAGCCCUGGAUGAUGUUUCUGUUUUGCAUUUGAUCUUCUGGUUGUUCUCCAGGAAGCCGUUAUGUCAGGAGCAGAGCGCGUGGAAGCUAGAUGCCGCGCCUGAAAUUUCAACAAUCCCGGCAACUCAGGAGCUCCAGAAAGAGGCAGAAAGCCUGGCUUCUACCGCUUGCUUUCAGAGGCCAAAGAAGUUUCUACCCUCUUUCCGAAGACCCGGCGUCACCGUAGCACACAGCAUCCAAAGUCAGGUGAUGAGUGAAGACCAAGACCAAGUCUGGAGUCCUGAAAUAUCUGUGUCUGGGUUCCGUCCUAAUCUCAGUAGCCACCAGGACGUCCCUGACGCACCGCAGAACCCGGGAGGAAGAAGAUUUUUUCGUCCCACUGGCAAUCAACUCAAAACUCGCAACGACGCAUCACAGCAUCGAAUCGGACCCUUCGGAUGCUGCGGUCGCUAUGGCGACAGAGCGUCCUCCUGCCCCCUGUCGGCUGCUUCCUGUAGCUCCAUCGGGGAGGUCAAAAAGAAGGAGGGACGCAACAAUCAACAACAGAACUGCUCUGUCGUUUGCCCUUUUUCUCCCAAACCUCUUCAGAUACAAGGCACAUCAGGACCAGGGAUCCUCCGCCCCGUGUCUGAAAUCCCGCUAAAGUUCAGGAGCAUCUUUAACGACUUCCCCUACUUCAACUACGUGCAGUCUAAAGCCCUGGAUGAUGUUCUUUACAGUGGCAGGAACUUUGUGGCCUGUGCCCCGACCGGCUCGGGGAAAACCACGCUGUUCGAGUUGGCAAUCGUUCGACUGUUAACCGAGACGACCGAACCGUGGCACGAUGUCAAAGCCGUCUACCUGGCUCCCAUUAAAGCUUUGUGCAGUCAGAGAUAUGAGAACUGGAAGCAGAAGUUCGGGCCGCUGGGUUUGAGCUGUAAGGAGCUGACAGGAGACACAGAGAUCGAUGACUAUUUCGAAAUCCAGGAUGCCCAUCUCAUCAUGACGACUCCGGAAAAGUGGGACAGUAUGACGAGGAAGUGGAGAGAUAAUGUUCUACUGCACUCGGUCCGGCUCUUCCUGAUCGACGAGAUACACGUGGUGAAAGACGUGACUCGAGGAGCCACUCUGGAGGUUGUGGUCAGCAGAAUGAAGACCAUGCAAUCGUACCGCACGUCUGAAGAUCCACAAUCAAAGACCUGCAUGAGAUUUGUAGCCGUCUCAGCCACCAUACCAAACUUACAAGACAUUUCUGAGUGGCUGUCAGAUGAUUCGGGUCCUGCUGCGUGUUUGAAGAUGGAUGAGAUCCACAGACCGGUGAAACUAAGGAAAGUGGUGUUGGGGUUUCCGUGUGCCAACAACCAGAACGAAUUCAAAUUUGACCUCUCGCUCAACUACAAGAUGGCCAGCAUCAUUCAGACCUACUCCGACCAGAAACCCACACUGGUGUUUUGUUCCACGAGGAAAGGAGUUCAACAGUCGGCCGCUGUUCUCGCCAAGGACGCCAGAUUCAUCAUGAGCAUUGAUCACAGACAGAGGCUGAUAAAAUAUGCCAACUCUGUUCUGGAUACCAAACUCAGAGAUCUGAUCAUGUGUGGUGUGGGGUAUCACCACGCGGGGGUGGGGGUCUCAGACAGAAAGCUGGUGGAAGAGGCGUUCACUGUGGGCGACCUGCCCGUCCUCUUCACGACCAGCACUCUGGCGAUGGGUGUGAACCUGCCUGCCCACCUGGUGGUGAUUAAAUCCACCCUGCACUACGUGGGUGGAGCCUGCGAGGAGUACAGCGAAGCCGACAUGCUGCAGAUGAUCGGGAGAGCCGGUAGACCUCAGUUUGACACGUCUGCCACGGCUGUAAUCAUGACUCGAUCUCACACUAGAGAUAAGUACCUGCAGUUAGUGAGCGGCUCUGAGACUAUAGAAAGCAGCCUGCACACAAACCUGGUGGAGCAUCUGAACGCCGAGAUCGUGCUUUACACCAUCUCUGACGUGAACAUGGCGUUAGACUGGAUCCGUUCCACGUUCCUCUACAUCCGAGCUCUGAAGAAUCCCAAACACUAUGGUUUUUCUUCUGAUCUCGAUAAAUGCGGGAUUGAAACCAAGCUGCAAGAGCUUUGCCUCCGAAACUUGACCGCUCUGGCUUCUUUUAAUCUGAUCACCAUGGACGAGGACGUAAACAUCAAACCUACUGAGAGCGGGAAGCUGAUGGCUCGAUAUUGUGUUGCAUUCGACACCAUGAGGCAGUUUAUGAAGGUGACCGGUACAGAAACCUUGUCUGAACUGGUUGAUAUAAUAUCGAAGAUAAAGGAGUUCAGUGACGUCCAGCUGAGAGUCAGUGAGAAGAGAACCCUGAACAUGCUGAACAAGGAUAAGAACAGAGUCACUAUCCGGUAUCCAAUGGAGGGAAAGAUCAAAAGCAAUGACAUGAAAGUUAACUGUUUGAUCCAGGCUCAGCUGGGCUGCAUCCCGAUUCAGGAAUUUGGACUCACCCAAGACACUGGGAAGAUUUUCAGGAGUGGAAUCAGACUCAGUCGAUGUCUGGCGGAGUUUCUCACUCAGCACUCCAAGAAGAAUUUCUCAGCCCAACUCAACGCUGUGAUCCUGGCCAAGUGUUUUAGAGCCAAGCUGUGGGAGGAUUCGCCCUAUGUCUCCAAACAACUGGACAGGAUUGGUUUAUCUCUGGCUAAUGCAAUGGUGAAUGCAGGUCUGACUUCAUUUAGCAAGAUUGAAGAAACUAAUGCUCGAGAACUGGAGCUGAUUGUGAACCGACACCCUCCUUUUGGAAACCAGAUUAAAGAAGCCGUCAGCAGACUCCCAAAAUAUGAAGUCAGUCUGGAACAGCUUCCACGUUACAGCGUCUCUACAGCAGAAAUCGUUAUCACAGUCAACUUGAAGAACUUUAAGGAACUGAUGUUGAAAAGGACCUCACCGGACUAUCAUUAUGUCACGCUCAUCAUCGGAGACUGUGACAACAGCAUCAUCUUCCAGCAGAAGAUCUCAGACACUUUACUGCUGAAGUCUGGAAACUGGUCGAGGAGGAUCGAAGUGACAAGAUCGCCUGUCGGAGAUGAGAUCAGCAUCAAUUUAAUCAGCUCGGACUACGUGGGACUGGAUAUCCAGCAGAAAUUCAGUGCCUUCUACUCAGGAGCGAAGACGUUUCGAGUCAGUCCGGCGUUUAGGAGCAACACCAGAGAAAACCCACAGAGAAACAGCGUCACGGAGAACUCUGCUGCAUCACCAGCUCCAGUACAGAAAGACCGGUUCAAAUCAGAUCCUUCUCAGACAAACCCCAGCAAACGCCAUUGCAACCAUUUCUGUAAAAACAAGCAGCUCUGUGGUCACGAAUGCUGCAAAUCCGGCGUACAGAAAAGGCUGACGAGCCAAGAGCCCACUUUCUCAUCAUAUCUCCAAGAUCUAAAGAUGAGGAAUGAGAAACUCAUGGAGAUGCCAGUCAAGCGCUUAAAGAUGAAGAUGAAAGGUGAGGCAGAGGCAAUCAGCAUGCAGCGGUUCUCCUACACACAGAAAGAACUCAUGCCUGCUGCUACAUGGAUUCAGAAACGUCUUGCUACACCUUCAGCAUACCAGCAUGCGUAUCCCGCUGAGACACGUUAUGACGAUGUUUCCACGAGGAGAGACGCUACAAACAGGGCACCCGAGAGAAUCGCUUCAAGUGAAUACGGCUACGUCUCAAACGCAGACCUCAGCCCCGACAUCGGCUUUUCGUCCGUGACAUUUGACCUGACACUGGAUGACUGGGAUGAUUUUGGUGAAGAUAACUUCAUGCCAGGUGGUGAGGAUUCAUACCAUAAGGGACGUGACUCUACUCAAACACCAGUUCCUACUGUGUGUGUGGAAGCUAAACCUGGUUUGCUGAGACCUCACACACCUCCAAGGUCCAGAUGUACAGCUCCACCACUGCAAAAUACCACAAGAUUAAGUCCAACUAAAAAGAGGGUGAGUCCGGAAAUCCCCGUGGCCACGGCGAAGCCGAGCGAAAAUACUCCACUGUUAGAGCUGACAAAGAAAGAGCCGGUGAACGAGGGGCACAAAACCCUGGGAGGACUCGGGCGGAGGAGGAGCGAGAGGUCGACAUGUUCCUCGGUAUAUUUGAUGGAAUUUUCUAGACUGUCUUGUGGUUGUUGGUAAGGUUUAUUACCUCGAACAGCACUAAAGAUGUUUAUUAAUUCAUCAAUAAAUAUGAAGGUUUACAGUAUUUACAUAAUCCAAACAUCAGUUUUUAUGAAUUUGUUCAUUAAGAAAGUUUACAGUCUCCUGUUAUAUUCAUUCAUUUAUUUAUUUAUUUAUUUAUUUAUUUAUUUAUUUAUCUAUCUAUCUAUCUAGUUUUAGUUUAGAUGUGGUGUUUGGAGGUUUGGGAUCUAAAUUAAUUCAUUAAUUAACAAACAAAAAACAAACAACUAAAUAUUAUAUACAAUAUAUGUAACACUGAUUUCACUAGAUGAACUUAUUGAAUUAUUAUUGUUGCUGUUAUUUAUUUAUUGUGUUUGUAAUUAAAAUCAUUUGUUUUAUAAAUAUAGCACAAUAUUAUAUUUUGUAUUUGAAUCAAAUGAUUUUUGCAAAUGUGCAUCUUUUAAAUGUUACACUAAAGAAAUAAAUACGGCAACG
Messenger RNA from Silurus meridionalis, 5635 nucleotides. RefSeq names its product helicase for meiosis 1 (gene hfm1). NCBI's taxonomy places the organism in Eukaryota, Metazoa, Chordata, Actinopteri, Siluriformes, Siluridae. Gene Ontology annotation, molecular function: ATP binding; nucleic acid binding. The coding region runs from base 272 to 5158 and encodes 1628 amino acids. The record is from RefSeq and is a predicted model, not a curated record. The transcript has 44 exons.